AUGAAUUUAAUUUUAACUAUUUCAUUUGCCUUCCCAUUGAUUUCCACUUUUAAAUCAUUGAAAACUAAUGAUAUCAAUUUAAUUAAAUCAUGGUUAAUUUAUUGGAUUGUCUUUGGUUCUUUAACUAUCUUGGAGUUUCAAUUUUAUAAUUUAAUCUUAAAAUAUCUGCCAUUUUAUUCAAUUAUUAAACUUUAUUUAUCAAUUUGGUUAAUUUUACCAAAUACAAAAGGUUAUGAAUUUAUUUAUUUUAAUUAUAUUGAUGAAUACUUGGGUCGUUAUGAAAUUGAAAUUGAUUCUUUUGUUAAUAAAUUAUAUGCCAAAAAUCCAUUAGAAUUUGUCUUAAACUUAUUGAAAACUUUGAAAAUCAUAUCAUCUGAUCAAUCGUCAAAUAAUACAUCAUCUAGUUAUACAUCAAAUGGUGUAAAUCAAUCAAUUUUUGAUUCAUUUGCAAAUUCAAUCAUUUCAAAACAAUCAAAUCCUAAACAAACUCAACAACAAAAUAAUAUAUUUGAAAGUUUAGUUGGUGUUUUACAAUAUUUCCCUAAACCAACAGGUUCAACAAGAUCAACAAGAUCAACAACUCCAACAGGUUCAACAGGGACAACAAAUGAAUCAAGAUCUUUAAACACCACCACUACAACUGCAAAUACUUCAAAUGAUGAUUAUGAUUUUGUUGGUAAAGAUGAAUAUGAAAAUAUUGAUGAAACUACUAAAUUGAAUACUGAUUCAACUAAAGAUCUUGGAAAUGAAUUAAAACAAACAAAGGUUAAUAAUGGUUGGUUUUCAUGGUGGAAUAAUGGAUAUACACCAAUUGAUGAAUCAAAGAAACAUGAAUAA
Molecule: messenger RNA, 837 nt
Organism: Hansenula ciferrii
Lineage: Eukaryota; Fungi; Ascomycota; Saccharomycetes; Phaffomycetales; Wickerhamomycetaceae
Product: HVA22/TB2/DP1 family protein
Exons: 2
Coding region: 1-837 (278 amino acids)
Source: RefSeq, a predicted model, not a curated record